Messenger RNA from Apodemus sylvaticus (European woodmouse), 2622 nucleotides. It is a transcript of the gene Rhobtb1, whose product is annotated as Rho related BTB domain containing 1. Bases 265 to 2358 code for a protein of 697 amino acids. Gene Ontology annotation, biological process: small GTPase-mediated signal transduction. NCBI's taxonomy places the organism in Eukaryota, Metazoa, Chordata, Mammalia, Rodentia, Muridae. The record is from RefSeq and is a predicted model, not a curated record. Gene Ontology annotation, molecular function: GTP binding; protein binding; GTPase activity. The transcript has 11 exons.
GGCUGGCGGCGACAGCGACCUGGGGACGAGUCCCGUGGCCUGCGCCGGGACGCGGACGCGGCCGGGCGCGGCUGGGCCAUGCUGCCUUUGUGCCACGCUGGGCGGGUGGCGCGCGGUGCGCAGGGUCCCGGCGUCCCCGCGAGCGCGCGCGGCGGGGGCCGCUGCUGAGCGGCGGAGGGAGCCUGGUCUCGCUAGGCUGCAGGGUAAGGCCAGCUGUGCACAGGAAUUCCUGUUCUUCACUUCCAGCAAGCCAGAGCUUCGUCAAUGGACUCUGACAUGGACUACGAACGACCCAACGUUGAGACCAUCAAGUGCGUGGUCGUGGGCGACAACGCUGUAGGGAAGACUCGCUUGAUCUGUGCCCGAGCCUGCAACACCACCCUGACGCAGUACCAGCUGUUGGCUACCCACGUGCCCACUGUGUGGGCCAUUGACCAGUACCGUGUCUGCCAGGAGGUCCUGGAGCGCUCCAGGGAUGUCGUUGAUGAAGUGAGUAUUUCCCUCAGGCUUUGGGACACCUUUGGAGAUCACCACAAAGACAGGCGGUUCGCAUACGGCAGGUCCGAUGUUGUGGUCCUCUGCUUUAGCAUCGCGAAUCCCAACUCCCUAAAUCAUGUGAAAACCAUGUGGUAUCAAGAAAUCAAGCACUUUUGCCCGCGAACGCCUGUCGUCCUGGUCGGCUGCCAACUAGAUCUCCGCUACGCCGACCUGGACGCUGUAAACCGGGCCAGACGUCCCUUAGCAAGGCCCAUAAAGAGAGGUGACAUUUUGCCCCCAGAGAAAGGCCGCGAGGUGGCGAAGGAACUUGGCAUCCCGUACUAUGAGACCAGCGUGUUUGACCAGUUUGGCAUCAAGGACGUGUUUGACAAUGCCAUCCGUGCGGCUCUCAUCUCCCGCCGGCACCUACAGUUCUGGAAAUCCCACUUGAAAAAAGUCCAGAAGCCUUUGCUUCAGGCGCCCUUCCUACCUCCGAAAGCUCCUCCCCCGGUCAUCAAGAUCCCCGAGUGUCCGUCCACGGGGACGAGCGACGCCUCCUGUUUACUGGACAACCCCCUGUGCGCCGACGUCCUCUUCAUUCUCCAUGACCGGGAGCACAUCUUUGCACACCGCAUUUACCUCUCUACCUCUUCUUCCAAAUUCUACGACCUUUUUUUAAUGGAGUGCGAAGAAUCUCGGGGGUGUGGAGGAGCUGGUGAGGAGGUACCAGGCAGGGAUUUUCAGGGGCGGACGCAGAGUCUUGGACCAGCCGAGGAAGGGAAGGAGGGCCCCCAAAGGACUCCUCAGGCUGACCCAGGAACAUCUUCAGGCCAGGACGUGCCGGAGAGUCUGGCUUUGCAGACAGAUGUCUCAGGUUCGGAGGCACACGUCCUGUCCGGCUGGAGCAAAGGGUUUGUGAGCAUGCACAGGGAGGUGCGGGUCAACCCCAUUUCCAAGCGGAUGGGCCCAGUGACCGUGGUCAGGCUGGACCCGUCGAUGCAGUCGGGCCCUUUCCGGACCCUGCUGAGAUUCCUCUAUUCUGGGCGGCUGGACGAAAAGGAGAAAGAUCUGCUGGGGCUUGCGCAGAUGGCCGAGGUCCUGGAGAUGUUUGAUCUGCGGAUGAUGGUGGAGAAUAUCAUGAACAAGGAGGCCUUUAUGAACCAGGAGAUCACGAAAGCCUUCCACGUCAGGAAAGCCAAUCGGAUCAAAGAAUGUCUCAGCAAGGGCACCUUCUCAGAUGUGACAUUUACCUUGGAUGACGGAGCCAUCAGCGCCCACAAGCCGCUGCUGAUCUGUAGUUGCGAGUGGAUGGCCGCCAUGUUCGGGGGUUCCUUUGUGGAAAGCACCAAUAGCGAGGUUCACCUCCCAAAUAUAAACAAGAUGUCGAUGCAGGCGGUGUUGGAAUACCUCUACACCAAGCAGCUGUCGCCCAACUUGGACCUGGACCCCCUGGAGUUAAUUGCCUUGGCAAACAGAUUUUGCCUGACACACUUGGUUGCACUUGUAGAGCAGCACGCUGUCCAGGAACUCACCAAGGCCGCUGUCAGUGGAGUGGGCAUCGAUGGUGAAGUCCUCUCCUACUUGGAGCUGGCUCAGUUUCACAAUGCCAACCAGCUAGCCGCCUGGUGUUUACAUCACAUCUGCACCAACUACAACAGCGUCUGUUCCAAGUUCCGCAAGGAAAUCAAAUCCAAGUCAGCAGACAACCAGGAGUACUUUGAGCGGCACCGCUGGCCCCCUGUGUGGUACCUGAAGGAGGAAGACCACUACCAGCGCGUGAAGAGGGAACGCGAGAAAGAGGACCUGGCGCUGAGCAAGCACCACACGAGGAGAAAGUGGUGCUUCUGGCACUCCUCUUCGUCGUCUCCGGCCGUCGCCUGAGGAGGAGAGAGGGGACCAUUACCCACGAAAGCCAGCCAUGGGCCACCUCCACCGUUGACAGCUCUACUGAAAAAAAAAAAAAACCAACAAACCAGUCUCCUUAGCCAUCUGCGCAGUUAGGGUUUGGGGCACUGGCUUUUCCACGCGUGUGCAUUUAUCUCCACCAGGAUCAAAGCACAAGCUUCUCAUCGAGCCAGGACAUAAAAGGAAUGACGACCGACUCUCCCGAUUCCUUCGACUCACAAUGUCCUUUUUUUUUUUCUU